CGUGAGUUUUCCUUUCCGGCGUAUUGAAAAGUGAAAACCAAAAAAUAUUUGUUGUUGACACGUGGUUAAAUAAGUUGUCACAGAGCGGAUGCGACACUGGAAGGAAGAACAUGACAUCUUAUCCAAGAAAUCCAGACGACAGUGAAACGACACCCAAGGAAAAUAUUCCGGGCGUGCCUGAUUACGGAUGGCGAGUGAAACUUGAUUAUGAAUGCAAGACGAAAUGUACCCCGUUCACCAAACCUCGCCUGAGUCAGAUACCGUCACUAAUCGGACUGUCACUAAGGUAUAUGAAAGCUUACAUGUCUGGAAUUCUUAAUUUUUCAUUUAACACAAUAUUCUGUAAGGAAUGUAAAUUGAAAUCCUUCCCGGCUGAGCUGUAUCUUCCUCGAAGGUUUGGGUUUACCAAAUUUAUCCUGUGUGUCCGUAAGAAUGGUAAGACAGUGUACCAGAAGGUCCUGACAGGGCGUAAGGGCAAGCACCUAAAGGCCUGGGAUUGGGGAUUCCCUACCCAGGAUGCCACCUACCACGCACUCUACCCCCGUGCCUGGACAGUCUACGACAUUCCUGAAUACAAACUGCGUCUUGUUUGUCGUCAAAUCUCCCCAAUAUUUCCACACGACUACAAGGAGACAAGCUUUCCUAUGGGAGUGUUUGUGUGGUCGGUGGAGAACAGUGGAUCAGACCCAUUGGAUGUUAGUAUCGCCUUUACCUUCAAAAACGGAACAGGCGCCAAAAGUGAUACUGCUGGUGACUGUCAUAACGAGGCCUUUGAAAGUGACGCUGAAGGACGUCAAGUUUCAGGUGUCCUCAUUCAUCACUCUCUCCGCGACAUCAAGUGUACUUACGGAAUCGCUGCUGCCAAUAAGGAGGAUGUGCAUGUGAGUCACAAGUUGCACUUUGACCCUAAAGGUAAUGGCCGUCUGCUUUGGGAUGAUUUGGCUGAGGACGGACAACUCACCUCUACUCCAGAGAGCCAGAGUAGGGGGAGAGAUAGCAUACCGAAGGCAGCAAUUUCUCUCUUCCUCCUUCUCUUGGUGCGUCUGGUCCGUGUAUUGGCCAACCUCAUCCUUCCCCCAGCUGGUCCAGACAAGCCACAGAGAAAGGGACAUGAAACUGCCACGGCCGUCUGCUCACAAAUAACAGUUCCUCCUGGUGGCAAGAAAGAGAUGGACUUCACACUUGCGUGGGAUAUGCCUGUUGUACACUUUAAAAACAAAGAGAAACUCUAUGGGAGACGAUAUGGUCGCUGGUUUGGAUACAAGGGUGAUGCCUGCCCUCGUAUGUGUAGCUUUGCUCUAGAAAACUACCCCGCCUGGGAACAGAAGAUAGAGGCGUGGCAGAAUCCGAUCUUACAAAAUAGCAAUCUACCAGCAUGGUACAAGUCAGCUCUAUUCAAUGAGUUGUAUUAUGUGAGUGACGGGGGAACCAUCUGGGCCGACCCCCUGGAGAGCAAGGACGGGGAACUGUGUAUCUACAAGGACAGCAGUGAAGCACCUGUCGUACAGGAAUACAGCAAGUUUGCCUACUUAGAAGGGCACGAGUACAGGAUGUACAACACGUACGACGUCCACCACUACGCCUCCUUUUCUCUCAUCAUGCUUUGGCCCAAGAUACAGCUCUCCCUACAACAUGACAUUGCUAAGGCAGUGAUGACAGAGGAUGCAACACCAAUCCAUUUCUGUAUGGAAGGAAUGCGAGGCAUCAAGAAGAAGGGUAAUUCUGUACCACACGAUGUCGGAGACCCAGAGGAUGAACCUUGGGCCAGUCUGAAUGCUUACAUCAUCCACCCCACAUGUGAAUGGAAAGACCUCAACCUCAAGUUUGUCCUCCAGACUUACCGGGACUUCAGUGAGACUAAGGAUAAGGAUUACUUACAGAGCAUGUACCCUGUGGCAAAGACAGUGAUGGAGAUUGCCCAGAACUGGGACACAGAUGGAGACGGCUUAAUUGAAAACAGUGGAUUUGCUGACCAAACAUUUGAUGCUUGGUCCAUGACAGGAGCCAGUGCCUACUGUGGAGGAAUGUGGCUGGCAGCUCUCAGAAUGAUGACAGAGAUGGGCAAAAUUCUUGGAAAAGAAGAUGAUGUGAAAAAAUACACAGAUAUCCUUGACAAAGGCAAAGUUUCAUUUGAAGCCAAGGUCUGGAAUGGGAAGUAUUACAAUUACGACAGCAAUCCAAGUGGUGGACACCACGACAGCAUCAUGGCUGACCAGUUGGCUGGACAUUGGUUCCUGAAGGCCUCUAGUCUGGCUGACAGCUCGUUAUUCCCAGAGGAUCAUAUAAAAAGUGCACUAGAGACUGUGUUCAAAUUUAACGUGAAAGGAUUUGGCAAUGGAAACAUGGGCGCCAUCAACGGGACACGGCCAGACGGUAGUCAAGACAUAACUAGUUGUCAGUCUGAGGAAUUCUGGGUAGGCGUGACCUACAGUCUAGGAGCCAGCAUGAUACAGGAGGGGAUGAUAGAGGAAGGGUUCCAGACAGCCUGGGGUGCCUACCAUGUCUGCUGGGAGUGGUAUGGCCUGGCAUUCCAGACUCCUGAAGCCUACAUGAUGGACAAGCACUACCGAUCUCUCGGCUACAUGAGACCACUGGCAAUAUGGUCAAUACAGUGGGCCCUGGAGAAGUUCCAGCCACAGCUUAUGUCCAGUUGAUGAUGAGGUCAUCUAGACUGACCAGUCAAGGUGAUGUUGUCCAAUCACUUAUCAACUGACCAGUCAAGGUGAUGUUGUCCAAUCACUCAUCAACUGAAUCAGUCAAUGGUCAAAAUCAUUGUGAGAAAUCAUUUACUGAUGAACAAUGGGUCCAGUCUUAAACAGAUAUCUUGAGUAAUCUAGCAACAUACUUAUAAAAUUUCAUAAUUUAUAUCACUAUAUUUUAAUAAUUUUAUACCUCACUGACCUUUUGAAAUGUAUGUAUCAUUCUUGUUUGCUCUUAAAUUUCUAGUGUUGUAAUUAUUGCUGAAAAUCUAUUGGAUCAAUGAAUUAAUUUUCUAAACAAAACAUCUGUACCUCAGGUAUGUGUUAUGAACCUGUGCUGGAAUGAAAACUUGAUGGAAACGGAAAAGAGUCUUCUAUUCACAACAAUGAAACUUAUAAGACUGUUAAGCUUUAAGAAAAUGUUUAAAUAUUGACCAGUAAUUAUUGUAACAUGUGUACAGUAAAACCUUGAUAUACCGCCACCUUCUGCACUCUGUCCUCUGUGAUUUUGGCAGUAUAAAGAGUUUGGCAGUAUAUCUGGUUAACCGUUUUGGACUCAAGUGUUCACACACUAACUGAACUAUAAAGAUUUUAUAAAAGGCACUGGUAAAAAGUAUCCUUCAUGUAUAGGAUUUGUACGUACAUUGUAAGUUCUCUGGCUUGUAGCAUCCUACAAGUCCCACCAGGACAUUUUCUGUAUGUUAUCUUGCUGCCAAACCAAACCUCAUUGAUAUGAAGUUUAUUUCAUUUACAUUUUGCAUUUACUAUAUAAUAAAAAGCAAUACAUAAUUGAAAAUGGAUUUGGAAACAAGUUUUAUGCAUAAAAUUUAUUUACACAAUGGAGCCAAAUUGCAAUUUUCCACCACUAUUUCCACCACUAUUCCAUUUUUUUUUAUCCUGAAAAGUUGAACUCUCCUCUUUUUUGUCUGAAUUAA
Molecule: messenger RNA, 3634 nt
Organism: Mizuhopecten yessoensis (Yesso scallop)
Lineage: Eukaryota; Metazoa; Mollusca; Bivalvia; Pectinida; Pectinidae
Product: non-lysosomal glucosylceramidase-like
Exons: 18
Coding region: 111-2654 (847 amino acids)
Biological process (GO): glucosylceramide catabolic process; carbohydrate metabolic process
Cellular component (GO): membrane
Molecular function (GO): glucosylceramidase activity; beta-glucosidase activity
Source: RefSeq, a predicted model, not a curated record